AUGAAAGUCUUUUUAAUCAAGAAGUUUAUUCUAUUUGCUUUAGCUACAGUGGUCUUUCUAACAUCGAACAGCAUGUGCCUAGCUGAACUGAUGAAGUCCAAUCUGCAGAGCAGAGAAGACUAUGAUGACAAAUAUUAUGAGUUUAAAGAUAAUAUCCUGGAAGAAAAGCAGAGAAGUCUCAAUUUUGAAGAAAUGAAAGACUGGGGAUCAAAAAAUAUCAUUAAAAUGAACACUCCUGCAGUAAACAAGGUGCCAAAUUCAGUUGCUAAUUUACCUCUUAGGUUUGGAAGAAAUGAUCCAGAAGAAAGAAGCAUCAAGCCAAUUGCUCAUUUGCCUCUGAGAUUUGGGAGAGCUUUUGGAGAGAGUCUAUCUAGACGUGCCCCAAAUUUAUCAUACAGGUUUGGGAGAUCUCCAUUUGUUAAAGGUUCCAUUCAAUCACUUCUAAAUUUGCCACAGAGAUUUGGGAAGUCACUCUCCGUCAAUCUGUCUCAAGAUGUACAGGAAUCUGAACCAGGUAACACUAUGGAUAUGAAUUUUAACAACUAAGUUAAAAUUGGAAUCAAAUGAUGAAGACUAAAACUGAAAGACUUGGGAAAAAUGCAAUCUGUACUCAAGCCUAAAAGUCAUGAGAAUGAAACAUACACGAGAAUUUAAAUGCAAACUUGUCUUCAUAUUAUGAAUAAUACUGUAUUUAUUCUGUACAAACCCUUGAUGUGCAAGGCAAUGAUAACUAUAGUGAUUGUUGUACUAGUUUACUUCAGUGGCGAUAGUAUAUGAAUUCUAAUUUCUUCUGUAUAACUGAUGUCCUGUUGGUUGUAAAAACUGUUUUCAGAAGAACAGCUGUGUAGUUGAAGCAUUCAAUUUAAUGCUUCUUUUAAGCAAAAUUACAAGAAGCAUAGUGUAAGUAAAGAGGCAUGGUGUGAAUAAAGAGAAUCCCACUGUCUGAAUAACAAACAGAAGCAGGACUGAAAC
This is a messenger RNA of Dromaius novaehollandiae (emu), 972 nucleotides long. It is a transcript of the gene NPVF, whose product is annotated as neuropeptide VF precursor. The transcript has 3 exons. Gene Ontology annotation, molecular function: signaling receptor binding. The record is from RefSeq and is a predicted model, not a curated record. Gene Ontology annotation, biological process: negative regulation of gonadotropin secretion; neuropeptide signaling pathway. Bases 1 to 546 code for a protein of 181 amino acids. NCBI's taxonomy places the organism in Eukaryota, Metazoa, Chordata, Aves, Casuariiformes, Dromaiidae.